UGUUAUGCCAACAUAGGAAUACGCUGUCUGGAGUAGCCCUAUCUAUUUUUGUGGAAGCUUGUCUUGUCAAGAUCUGGAUAGAACUGUCAUAAAAAUUGGGUGUGUAGAAAUAAAUCAACAACAAAAAAGUGUCAUUUGAAGAAACCAACGAAGGAAGAUGCUGUUCAACAGUCAAGAACUUAUCUUUCCAUUUUCAGUCAAAGAACUUAUUGAAAUAGCUGUGCCAUUCUUGAAAAAUAUUACAUCGAGCGAUUACCUAAUGGAUCUGAACAUUCUAUUAAUUCAUAUAACAUUCAUUGUUAUGACUGUAAUUGAAUUAUUUCAGCAACAAUCUAUGUUCAAUAUACCGUGUUAUGAUUCUUUCAAACAGAGUUUUGUUUCAAUAAUUUUGUUUCAAAGAUCGCCUAUUCAUGAAUUAGCAAAGAUGGACAGCCACACUUUCUACAAAGAAACCGUUCAACGGGUUCUGAAAGAUAAAGAUAGCAAGGAUUAUCUUGGAAAAACACCCCUACAUGUUGCGGUAGAAAAUAACAAUCUAGAAUUUGGAGAAGCAAUUUUAAAAGGAGGAGCUUGCCUACAUAUCAGAACCGGUUAUUUCCGGUUCGGGAAAACAGCUUUACAUAUCAGCGCCGAAAAAGGUCACAAAGAUUUUGUUGAUCUUCUACUGCAAUGGAAAGCAAAUGUAAAUGAAAAAGCGGGUAUUUCAAGAAAAACAGCUUUACACUUGUGUGUUGAAAAUGUUCAUGAAGAGAUUGCUAAUGAUUUGUUGGCUGCAGGCGCAGAUGUAAAUCUGACUGACGGGGAAGGCAGGACAGCUUUACAUAUUGCUGUUUGCCGUGGGGGUGAGAAACUCGUCCAAUCGCUUUUAGAAAGAGGUGCGGAGAUUAAUGUGAAGGAUAUUUACGGGAAAACAGCUUUACAUUACUGCACAGAAACAGGAAAUAAUAUCAUCAUAAAUCGUCUGCUUAAAACCAAAGCUUCAGCUAACAUUAGAGACAGCGACGGUAAAACAGCUUUACACAAUGCUGCCUAUUACGGGCAUAAUGAGUCAGUUUUAACGCUUGUGAAAGUUACAGAUUUCAUAGACACGGGAGAUAACUACGACAAAACAGCUUUACACUACAGCUCCCAGAGGGGUCACGCGAAAGUCGUGAAGGCGUUACUGGAAGCCGGAGCUGGCGUUGACGUCAAGGAUAGGUACGGUAAAACCCCAUUGCACUACAGCGCUGAAGCGAACACUGCUGACGUCAUGAGAGUGCUCAUCCAAAAUGGCGCUAACCUUGACAUCGCUGACAGUUCCGGUCAGACGGCAUUGGACGUGGCCACUCGGAAAUCAAACGAUGACGCUGUUGCAAUUCUAAAACGAAACGGCGCGAUGCCAAUGAAAGACAAUUUUAACUUAUUCAAUGCAAUAUGGCUACGUUUGAGAUCCCAUGGAGUUACGGCUAGCAUUGAUAAUUCAGCGUAUAAAGUUACCAAGCAAGAAGAUACGAGAGAAAAGCCAGCACACGACACUGACCACAUUACAGUGCCCACACAAUUCAGUAUCGAUAUGGAUAAAGCGGACCAUAAUGAUACUAAUCCUCUAUACGGCAACAAUGUUAUAACUAGCUCGAUUACGACAGCAAGUAUCGAUAUGAUGACAACUGGUUUAAACCAAGGCGAGACUAUAGUAUCAAAUAUAACAAGUAUCGAUGCUAUAUUUGAAGCCGGUACAGAAAAUACAACCGAUACCAAUAUUUUCUUACCAGAUGUGAAUGUCUUAACGGCUGCUUCUCCUAAAGUAUUUGCAGUAAACCACAAUACAGCUACUGUAACUCCGCAUAUUACGGGCUAUAGACAACAGGAGGUUUACAAUACUAAAAGGCUAAAAGCAAAUAAUACUAGUACAAAACAAAUGGGAACAGCAGCGCUAGGAAAUACAACACCAACUGCAAAUACAGCAUCUAAUGAUAAUACAACACUUACCGUACUAACUGCUGAUGCAACAUCAACUGCUGGUACACCAAUAGCUAGUACAACAGAGACAACUGUUGCAGGUGUAUGUACUACCCCAAGUACUGAUAGACCACCUACAACACUUAAUGCUAAAACUACUAAGACAUCAACAAACCCUAGAUCUACCAACUAUCUAAAUGUUAGACAAAAUGAAAAACCACGUAAGACAACCUUGAAAACAAAAAGACACCGACCACCUCAGCAUCGAAAACAUACAAAAAUGACGACAACAUCACCUGAAUUCAAUCCACGCUGUCUGAAAAACCCACCAGGUUUUUCCAUUCCACCACGCCUUCAAGAAAAAUUCACACAGACAAAUCUCGAAAUGUUUGGGGAGAAUCUUCAGACAUUCUUUGAAAAACAUCAGGAGAUGCUGGACGACUUAGACGGUGGUCAAGAAAAUAAACCUGGACAAAGUCAAACCAACGAUAAACAAGACAGUAUGAUGUUCAAACAAGACAAGUUUACUAAGAGUUUUGUCAAGAAAAAGAAGAAAAGAAACAAAAGAACUAUAUUCAAAAGCCUUAUUUCCUACCACUGCAAUCACAUGAACAUCAGCGAAGUUAAAUACCUAUCAACAAAUGGCGAUCAAAACUUUAUUUCGGGAGAUCAUAAUGUGUAUACAUGUAGCCAGGAGAAAUGUGGAUAGGUUAGAGUCACUGAAAGUCAGUAAGUAGUGAUGGUUCUGUGUGCGUGCAGACGUAACUGUGGGAAAAUCGGUAAAUUAAAAAGUAAGAGCUAAAAGCUUUCAUGUUUGUGGUUACAUUAAAAAGUAGAAGUUUGUUGUAUAGAGCUGACAUUCAAUGUUGCACAUAAAACUUUAACAGCAUGAUAUAUUUUUUUUUUAAUUAAUUUAUUUAUUUAUAUAUAGGCGUAUAUAUAUAUUUAUAUAUAUAUAGGGCUAUAUAUAAAUAUGUAUAUUU
Messenger RNA from Physella acuta, 2921 nucleotides. RefSeq names its product serine/threonine-protein phosphatase 6 regulatory ankyrin repeat subunit A. NCBI's taxonomy places the organism in Eukaryota, Metazoa, Mollusca, Gastropoda, Physidae. Gene Ontology annotation, molecular function: protein binding. The record is from RefSeq and is a predicted model, not a curated record.